Messenger RNA from Necator americanus (New World hookworm), 600 nucleotides. RefSeq lists its product as uncharacterized. The transcript has 3 exons. The coding region runs from base 1 to 600 and encodes 199 amino acids. NCBI's taxonomy places the organism in Eukaryota, Metazoa, Nematoda, Chromadorea, Rhabditida, Ancylostomatidae. The record is from RefSeq and is a predicted model, not a curated record.
AUGGUACGGUUCCAGAAAAGAAGUCGUGGAGCUCAACAUCAACCGAAUCUCAACUUGGCAGACGCUGCAAACAAAACGUUCCGGUUUAAAACACUGAGGAAGAAGUUCGCCUUUGCAUCUGUGGAGACAAUAUCCACGUUCAGUUCUGUACAUCUCGCCCGCACUCCUGUUAAGUUCAGCUGGGAAAGGCGUGGGAGGCUGAGAAGGAUGUUAUGUCGUCAGCUGAAACGUGAUCGUGACAACGAAUGGAAGUCAAGAGCGAAGGAGUUUGAGAAGCAGCGUCCCGUCAUUUUGGUACCUUUACACUUUGUGGAUCUCGAACAUGCCGACGAUGUAGUAAUAUUUGCUUCUAGCAGCGCGAAGUUGCGACGUGUUGUUUACCUUUUAUCAAAAUUUGCUGCAGCCUACGGACUGCGACUAAGCACCGAUAAAUGCAAGCACGUGUGGGUCUCCUCGAGACCCACAACGAGAAUCAGCGUUGACGGACAACCUACCGAAGCCGUGGAUGAGUUCUGUUGUUUGGGCAGUAUGCUCAAAAAAGCUACGAGAGUGAUAUUCAGCAAAGACUCGCUGAAGCUAGUUCGGCAUUCAACUCAUUGA